AUGGAACAUGAGAAUCUGGAGCUGAGUCCUCAACCCAACAUGGCUGCCACAGCCGAUGAGGCGCCUCAGGGCACGAAACGAUCGCGAGAUGAGGCCGAGGGCAAUGGCGUCCCUCCAGCGGGCGGCGACGACGAGAGCGAAUCGAGCGACGACGACAUUGGACCAGCCCUGCCUUCAGCCGAACAGCCACAGAAGAAACGACGAAAGCUGCCGUACGAGAAGCAGUACAUUGCAGCGUUGCCGAGCGCGACGCGAUAUUCGAAGUCGUUGAUGCACAAGGAGCAGUUAUCCUUCGUCAACAUCACCCCGCACACCGCCUUCCUCAUCACGAGUUCUGUGGAUGGCUACGUCAAGUUCUGGAAGAAGACGUCUGGAGGCAUUGACUUCGUCAAGGAAUACAGGGCGCACGAGGGCGAAAUACGGAGUGUGACUGUGAGCUCCGACGGGCGAAGCUAUGCCACAGCUGGAGCAGACAACACGAUCAAGAUCUUCGAUGUCGCAACCUUCGAUCUGCUGGCCAUGCUGGAGCCAGAGACGCCAGCCAGGUGCAUAUGCUACGUUCACGGGAAUGGGACAUCGUAUCCGCUUCUGGCGCUAUCAAGCGAGACGGAUGGAAGCAUCACCAUAUACGAUGGCCGAGGAGAAAACCAGCAGCCUAUGCACACCAUCGCCAGUUUGCACCGCAAACCUGUACAUGUUAUGGCAUACAACAACGCGUAUGAUUGUGUCAUAUCAGCAGAUGAAAGCGGUAUGAUUGAGUACUGGCAACCGUCCGGCUCGUUCGAGAAGCCUGACAAUGUCUUCGAGAUCAAGAGCAGCACAUCGCUGUUCGAGUUCAAGAAGGCCAAAUCAGUACCGAGCUCCAUCACGCUCUCACCCACAGGCGAGCAGUUUGCGACUUUCUCAUUUCCCGAUCGGAAGGUGCGGCUAUUCGACUUCGCGACCGGCAAGCUGCAGCGGACGUAUGAUGAGAGCAUCACGACCAUCACGGAGAUGCACCAAGCUGGAACACUUACCAAACAGCCACUGGAAGCCAUCGAAUUUGGUCGCCGUAUAGCGGUGGAACGGGAGCUGGAGCACCCUGCUGUGCGCAAUCGCAUCAAUGUCAUCUUCGAUGAAAGUGGCCACUUUGUGCUGUACGGCAGCAUUCUUGGUACAAAAGUCAUCAACACGUUUUCGAACCGAGUCGUCCAAAUCUAUGGUCGGGAUGAACCGUUUCGGCCGUUGAAUCUGGCACUGUACCAAGGACAGCCAGAGAAGAAGGUAGUCGUCACUGUACAAAUGGCGACAUCAGACAAUCCACUUCUAGCUGAAGCAGAAGCACGAGAUGCUAUGCUUGUAAGCACCGGUUCUGGCAAAGUGCGAUUCUACAUGUUCACGGACGAGGAUAACGUCUCGAAAUCUGAUCGUGACAUUCACAACGAGAAACCGCGCACCCUCAAUGCCACCAGGAAGGCAGAAGAAGAAGCUCGCGAGGCGCGUAUUGGCACAUCUGCUACCAUACACACGACGAUGGGCGACAUACAGAUCCGCAUGUACCCUCAACAUGCACCGAAAGCAGUUGAGAAUUUCACGACACAUGCACGCAACGGCUAUUACAACGGCAUCAUCUUCCACAGAAUCAUCCGGAAAUUCAUGAUACAGACUGGGGACCCGUUGGGCGACGGCACAGGUGGCGAGUCCAUCUGGGGCAAGGAGUUCGAGGACGAGUUCACUCCUGAACUCCGACACGACAAGCCCUAUACGGUCAGCAUGGCCAAUGCAGGUCCCGGUACGAAUGCUAGUCAAUUCUUCAUCACCACCGAACGCACACCUUGGCUGGACGACAAACACACAAUCUUCGGGAAAUGCAUCAAAGGAAUGGACGUUGUGCAUAUGAUUGAAAACACGAAAGUGUGGAAGGAAAAGCCGGUCGAGGACAUCAAGAUCGUGAACGUCAGCAUCGGUUAG
This is a messenger RNA of Fulvia fulva, 1950 nucleotides long. Its product is annotated as Peptidyl-prolyl cis-trans isomerase cyp15. Bases 1 to 1950 code for a protein of 649 amino acids. The record is from RefSeq and is a predicted model, not a curated record. The transcript is spliced from 2 exons. Gene Ontology annotation, molecular function: peptidyl-prolyl cis-trans isomerase activity; protein binding. Gene Ontology annotation, biological process: protein peptidyl-prolyl isomerization. Lineage: Eukaryota; Fungi; Ascomycota; Dothideomycetes; Mycosphaerellales; Mycosphaerellaceae.